AUGUCAGUCUUUAAAUCUGUUACUUCUAAAGUUCCUAAUGGAUUAUUAAGAAGCCGUUCGCUGAACAGUCCAUUUUUAUUCUAUCAUCCUAAUGUGAUUGAUCAUUAUGAAAAUCCUAGAAAUGUAGGCUCUCUUGAUAAAAAUGACAAAGAUGUGGGAACAGGUUUAGUAGGAGCUCCAGCUUGUGGAGAUGUCAUGAAACUACAAAUUAGGGUAGAUAAAAAUGGGAAAAUAAUCGAUGCUAAAUUCAAAACUUUUGGUUGUGGUUCUGCGAUUGCAUCUAGUUCUUUAGCUACAGAAUGGGUUAAAGGAAAGACAGUUGAUGAGGCACUUAAAUUAAAAAAUACAGAUAUUGCUAAAGAAUUAUCUUUACCGCCUGUUAAAUUGCACUGUUCAAUGUUAGCAGAAGAUGCGAUUAAAGCAGCCCUAUCUGAUUACAAAAUUAAACAGAGUUCAAUAAAAAAAGACAUGGAAGAAAAAGCCAAAAGCGAACAGUCUGGUUAA
Molecule: messenger RNA, 504 nt
Organism: Pediculus humanus corporis (human body louse)
Lineage: Eukaryota; Metazoa; Arthropoda; Insecta; Psocodea; Pediculidae
Product: nitrogen fixation protein nifu, putative
Exons: 3
Coding region: 1-504 (167 amino acids)
Biological process (GO): intracellular iron ion homeostasis; iron-sulfur cluster assembly
Cellular component (GO): cytoplasm; mitochondrial matrix
Molecular function (GO): 2 iron, 2 sulfur cluster binding; ferrous iron binding
Source: RefSeq, a predicted model, not a curated record